Arvicola amphibius (Eurasian water vole) is the source of this 1920-nucleotide messenger RNA. RefSeq names its product TLR adaptor interacting with endolysosomal SLC15A4 (gene Tasl). Gene Ontology annotation, biological process: regulation of toll-like receptor signaling pathway. NCBI's taxonomy places the organism in Eukaryota, Metazoa, Chordata, Mammalia, Rodentia, Cricetidae. The coding region runs from base 451 to 1377 and encodes 308 amino acids. The transcript is spliced from 5 exons. The record is from RefSeq and is a predicted model, not a curated record.
UUCAGAACGAUUUCACAAACCUCUGUGGCAUGCUUUCUACUGCCCUCUGCUGCCAGUUUAACAGAAAGAUCAGAUUCUGGGUAAAUCCACCAAUCUUCCUCCUAAACUCAUGCAGUAGAAAAGUUUUCGGGCACUCUCCGUACAGGCAGCUGAGUGUGUGAAAAGUUUCAGGUAAUAGUGCACCUUCGUGGAGAAGUCAUGGCAGCGAGAGGAGGAGGGAAGCAGCAGGCAGCUGCUCUCAUUUUGUCUGCAGUCAAGGUCUUUCUCACCACCAAAGAAAGAAUUCCAAGACAGUACAAUCAAGGAAUUGAAAACUCAUAAACUUGAGGGGUUGUCAUAGAGCUCCAGUUGUCUUUGACUCAGGUCCUUGUGCCAUCGUGUCAAACUAAUUCAUGCCCCUGGAGUUAUCAUUAUUACAGAGCAACAGUUAGUUCGUGGUCAUCUUGGUUGAUGAUGCUUAUCAAAACUGCCGUUUUGAGAAUGCUGUCAGAAGGGUAUCUCAGUGGACUUGCCUACUGGAAUGACAUUCAUUGGAAUUGUGCCUCUUAUAAUGAACCGGUCACUGGAGAACAGGGCAAGGAGACAAGUUCUGUUACUGCUCUUUCCUAUUCCUCUGUGGAUGAAACACAAGUCCAAAGUGUUUAUGUGAGCUGCAAAUCCUCCAGCAAGUUCAUCUCAUCAGUACAUGCGAGAGGGAGUCAACACAGCAGGAGCCAGAGCAGAACAGUGUUGCAAACAAACCCCAACCCUGUAUUUGAAAGUCCAACCUUGGCCACAGUUGACAUUUGCAGAGAAGCAAUCAGAGAGACCUAUUUGGUUCCACCUUCUUGCAAAAGUAUUUGUAAAAAUUACAAUGACUUACAUAUUGCGGGAGGACAGGUGAUGGCCAUUAACUCAGUAAUGGCAGAUUUUCCCUCAGAGAGCAGCUUUGAAGAUGGCCCUUUGCUGAGGUCAUCUGAGAUUCCUUUGUCCAUGGAGGACUCAAUUUCCAUUCAGCCCACUGAAUUUCCCCUCAAACCGAUCCAGCGGUACUCAUCCUACUGGAGAAUAACCAGCAUCAAAGAGAAAAGCAGCCUGCAAAUGCAAAAGCCUAUUUCAAAUGCAGUGCUCAACGAGUAUCUGGAGCAGAAGGUGGUGGAGUUAUAUAAGCAAUACAUUAUGGACAAUGUGUUUCAUGACAGUUCUCCUACCCAGAUCCUGGCAUCAGAACCCAUCAUGACAAACGUGGACCAAAUUAGUCUUCAAGUUUCUAGAGAGAAGAAUCUGGACACCUCAAAAGUCAAGGACAUAGUUAUUAGCCACUUAUUGCAGUUGGUCUCAUCGGAGAUCAGCACCCCUAGUCUCCAUAUUUCUCAGUAUAGCAGUAUAACACCAUAGGGAAGAUUCCUGUCAGCUCCUCUCGUUCCUAUCGCUAAGCAAUACUGUAUUCAUUUAUUCAGAGGAUGUGAGGGAGGGAAUAAUGGAAGGGAAUUAAGGACUAGUGAAGGAAUGUUUGAGAAAUCUUAUACUACUCUACAUGCUGAAGGAAUACAGGAAAAGGAACCAUGAGGGACGGUCUCAAGGGCAGGUUUAUACAGAAAUAGAGUAAACUGAAAAUGAUCACAGAGAGAAGGAAGGGGUUACAAGUCAGUUAUAGGCGUACUGAAAUGGGAAGAUAAGCCCAAUCAGGAACAAAAGGAAACACUACGGCUAAACUCUAAAGCCAGAGGGCUUCAGGAUUAGGGAGUAAACAUGUGUUUCACAUUCACAUAAAUUCUUCUAGGCUGUUUCUUCUAGAAAGAAAUGAACUACAGGAAGGUUGUUAAAUUUGGGUGGACUAACAUUUUUCCAAGUAUAAGCUUGUAUCUUUUUUUCUCUAUUCUGUAUCAGUAGGUCAUUUAGGACUAUUCUUUGUAAAUAUUAAAGGUAUACUAAACAUUA